AUGAACCCGGUUGCAAGUGGAAGACUGGUUUCCAAAUCAAGGCCUACUUGGCAGGUUCAGAGACGAAUGAGUCGGGCAGCAGAGGGCUGGGGCACGGCCAAUUUCACUGGGGAGCGGGGGAACAAGAGGAGGAGAAAGCGGCUUCAGGACAGGAAAGAGGGAAAUUCUGACCACUUCGACCGAGGGCCGAGGCGAAUUCCUCCCUACAUCCAUCGGAAACAAGGGUUUGUUGGCAACUGGACGGACGUCGAAGAUGCAUGGCUUGAAACCAGACAGAUCGCGACUCCUACCUGCAUGAUUUCUCGUGCAAGCUGCGCCCAUGAGCAAACCUGGCAGGACACCAAGUUGGUGAAGGAGGUGGCAACCCUCCUUCGAUCUGAAUAUCCGGAGCUGCUGCAGAGCAACUGGGUUCCUCGAUCCGUUGUGACAACGAUUGAUUUCAUAAGAUAG
This is a messenger RNA of Symbiodinium necroappetens, 450 nucleotides long. The record is from the annotation of a GenBank genome assembly. NCBI's taxonomy places the organism in Eukaryota, Dinophyceae, Suessiales, Symbiodiniaceae.